GUAAAUUUUUAUUACAAAGUUAAGUUUCUUUACAGGUAUUACCUAUCAACAAAUAUGCAUAGCAACACUGAUUGGGAUUCUGUUACUUACUUGCGGAAGCCAAAACCCAAACCCGGGGCGGCAAAAUCAAACCAGGCGGUGAAUGCUGCCAUGAGAAAAGGGGAAGAUGUAGAAACGAGACAAAAAUUUGCGGCUGGAACGAACAAAAAAGCGGCUACGAGCAAAAACACUGCAAAGCUAGACCGAGAAACGGAAGAACUUCAUCACGAAACAGUGUCUCUUUCUGUUGGUCGCUUGAUCCAAAAGGGACGCCAACAAAAGGGCCUCACGCAGAAGGAGCUAGCGACGAAGAUAAAUGAAAAGCCGCAGAUAAUCAAUGAAUAUGAGUCAGGCAAAGCAAUUCCAAACAACCAAAUCUUGGGGAAAAUUGAGCGGGCGAUCGGUAUAAAACUUCGUGGCAAAGAUAAAGGGCUGCCCCUGCAGGCUCCUGGUAAAAAGUAGUUCAACUGGAAUUUUAAAGCAUGUGUUAUGAAGUACAGUCAAUAGAACAGAGAGAGAUAUCAAUUAAAAACCAGUUUUUAGGUUCUUAAUCGCAAUUGUACCAAAAUGCCAAAUCCUAACUAACUUUCCAGCUGCAUUUGCUCUAACUAAGCUUGCUGUUAAAGUGUUUCUGCUUUUCAAUAAUUCAUUGUUGUAACAUAAGGGGUGCCUUUAAGUUUGUUUUGUAGCAAGUACUUGUGUGUUGUGUUUAAGGGUUUGUGUUCAUUCAUGCUAGCUGCUAGAGAACAACCUAUUUCAGGAAUAUGCAACAAAAUGUCAGUUAAAAUGCAGAUAAUGCUAUCUAGUGAAUAAUGUAUUUACUGUGAGUUAUUUAAGUUGCAAGUCUUAUCAUUUUCAUACAACUAAAAAAUCAUAAACUCCCGAAUUUUUAUUUGGUGAGAAACUUAUAAAUUUGUACCAAUGGUCAAGUCAUACACAUAUGUGUGUUUAUUAUAUAAUAUGUUCUACUGUAGCUGCAUAUUGAUUGUAAUAUUGAUUUGCGCAUUUAAAAAGCCAACUAAUAAGGAUUUGUUUGUGUUCAUUACCCAUCCAAUAUAGUAAUGUAAAUUUUACAAGGUAAUACUAGUACUACACCAGAAUCAAAACUACCAAUGCUAUUUUGCUGUGCUCACAUCAUAACAUGACACUAUGCUGUAUAUAACAUCCCAGUUUCUGUUUCAG
Ciona intestinalis (vase tunicate) is the source of this 1221-nucleotide messenger RNA. Its product is annotated as endothelial differentiation-related factor 1. The record is from RefSeq and is a predicted model, not a curated record. Gene Ontology annotation, cellular component: nucleus. Gene Ontology annotation, molecular function: DNA binding. NCBI's taxonomy places the organism in Eukaryota, Metazoa, Chordata, Ascidiacea, Phlebobranchia, Cionidae.